This is a messenger RNA of Tetrapisispora phaffii CBS 4417, 1320 nucleotides long. RefSeq names its product tRNA threonylcarbamoyladenosine dehydratase (gene TCD2). Gene Ontology annotation, molecular function: ubiquitin-like modifier activating enzyme activity; tRNA threonylcarbamoyladenosine dehydratase activity. Lineage: Eukaryota; Fungi; Ascomycota; Saccharomycetes; Saccharomycetales; Saccharomycetaceae. The record is from RefSeq and is a predicted model, not a curated record. Gene Ontology annotation, biological process: cyclic threonylcarbamoyladenosine biosynthetic process. The coding region runs from base 1 to 1320 and encodes 439 amino acids. The transcript has a single exon. Gene Ontology annotation, cellular component: mitochondrial outer membrane.
AUGGUGGGUAAAGAUACUUGGAAAGUUGUGACAGCUACAGCUUUGGUUUCUAUUGCAGCUAGUAAGUGUGUUGAGAUUGCUUGGAAAAAAUAUAAUUUCAAACAAGGUUCUAAAUUAGAAAAUAAAAUUGAAAAGGUUCUAGAUACUACGAAAUAUGAUGAUAAUCUAUUCCGUGAACAACUAGCUCGUAAUUAUGCAUUUUUGGGAGAAGAAGGUAUGCAAAAAUUGAAAGACCAAUAUUUUGUUGUUGUCGGUGCAGGUGGUGUAGGGUCUUGGGUCGUCACAAUGCUUGUCCGUUCAGGUUGUCAACGUAUUAAAGUUAUUGAUUUCGAUCAAGUUUCUUUGAGUUCCUUAAACAGACACAGUUGCGCUGAUCUACGUGACGUCGGCACUCCAAAAGUUGAAUGCCUAAAAAAUCACUUAUUAAAAAUUGCACCAUGGUGUAAUAUUGAAGCCGUUAAUGAACUUUGGACAAUAGAAAAUGCAGAUAGAUUAAUCUUCGGAGACGGUAAGCCUACUUUUAUCAUAGAUUGUAUCGAUAACAUCGACACUAAAGUAGACUUAUUGGAAUAUGUCUUUAAACACAAGAUAGAAUUAAUUUCAUCUGGUGGUGCCUCAACAAAGAGUGAUCCAACCCGUAUCAAUGUUGCUGAUAUGACUUUAACUGAGGAAGAUCCUCUAGCCAGAUCUGUAAGAAGAAGAUUAAAGAAAAGAGGUAUUACUACCGGCAUUCCAGUUGUAUUUAGUGCUGAAAAACCUGAUCCACGUAAAGCGCAAUUAUUACCGCUACCUGAUAAUGAAUAUGAAAAGGGCAAAGUUGAUGAAUUAAGUGCAUUGAGAAAUUUUCGUGUUAGAAUUUUGCCUGUUUUAGGUACCAUGCCUGGUAUUUUUGGUUUGACUAUUGCUACCUGGGUUUUAACAAAAGUUUCAGGUUAUCCAAUUGAACCAAUCGAAGGUAAAAAUAGAAUUAAAAUAUACGAUGGUAUUUAUCAAUCUCUGGCAGGACAAAUGACAAGAAUUGGCAUGCCAGAUCAAAGAGUGCCAAUUGCUCUAAGAGAAAUUGGAUAUAUUGUGGAAGAAAUGUUUAGAGGUAAGUCUCCAGUUAGUGGUUUUUCUACUCGUUUGGCUCUUUCUAAAUGGGAUCCAACUAAACCAGUCUCCUUACAAAAUGUUGUAUUAUUGACCAAAGAAGAACAACAAGAACAUGAGAAACGUGUUCUUAACGGUGAUGAAACGAUUGAAAGUGUCUAUCCCCAGGAAGUGAUUGACUUAGUCAAUCAAAGAUUUGCAGAAGAAAGUUAUUAUUCUCAAUUCAGGUAA